GCAUCGCCGAUUCGAGGGAGUGGACGCAAGCGGAGAGCGGACAUUUCUAUUCGCUUUAUGGGGACGCAGGACGGGCGCGUCAGGGUGAAAACCGAGCGUACCGAGCAGCGCCAGAGCGGGGACAACAAUUUCGCGCAGCGCAGUCCCACACACACUCCGAGAGCACGCCCGCUCGAGCGCUUCAGUUGACGUCCAACCGUCAUCGAAGGGAGCCGCACACAGAAGACGCUUCCAACGCCCUGCGCCGGUGUUCACUGUUUUUCGCGCAUCUAGGAGUUUUGGCGCGGUGUGUUCUAGUGGCAAGGUGCUGUGUGUGUGUGUGCGUGUGAAGAGAGAACGGGAGCAGCAAGAAUGGAUUCUAACGGAACCGAAACGGUGGGCGAGACGCUGCAGCAGCAGUUCGGCCACUGGUAUACCUUCCUGGUGGAGGACCUCAGCGACAAGCGUGCCGCCCAUCUACCGUUCCUGCACAGCCCGCUGUGGCCACUGUCCGUCCUCUCCCUCUACUUCCUGCUCGUGUUCUACUGGAUACCGAACUACAUGCGCGAUCGCAAACCGUACGAUCUGCGCAAGCUGCUGCUCGCGUACAACGUGUUCCAGGUGGUGGUGUGCUACUUCCUGAUCCGGCAGCUCGUACGGCACGGCUGGACCUUCCGCUACCUCUACACGUGCGAGCUGGCCGACUACUCGAACAGCAAGAACGCGAUCGGCUUUCUGCACGCCGCCUACCUCAACUACUGCGUCAAGACGGCCGAGCUGGUCGAAACGGUGCUGUUCGCGCUGCGCAAGAAGCGCAGCCAGAUUUCCUUCCUGCACGUCUACCAUCACGUGUUCACGUACCUGCUGGCCUGGAUAUUCGCCAAGUACGUCGGAGGAAGCAUGCUAACGUACACAAUCAUCGUCAACUCGCUGGUGCACAUGUGCAUGUACUCGUACUAUCUGCUCGCCGUCAUACCGAGCUACGUGCCGUUCUCGCUGGGCAGGCUGAAGCGCUACAUCACCGCUCUCCAGAUUAUUCAGCUGGUUAGCAUACUGGUGAACAUACUGUUCGCGAUGCGCAGCAGCUGCGCCAUCCCGCGCACCCACAUCCUGCUGUACGCACCGUACAUGGUGGUGCUGAUCUCGAUGUUCAUCAACUUCUACCUGAAGACGUACAGCGGCAUCACGAGCGCACUGAACGUGUGCUACACCGGCGGCGGUCUCCAGAAGAAGGUUCAAUAAUUUUAGGGGAAAAGAGAGAGAGUGCCCGCAAGAAAACACACUACCACAGUGCCGCACAGUGUGAGUGUUUACAAGUGAGUGGACAAUUAAGUUUCGAAGAAAUAUUCACCAACUACUGCCACACUCUAUUAGGGUUGUGCAAUAAGAGUGUGUAAAAAGCCAACCGCAACAGCAACAGCAACCACAAAGUGAUGCGUUACGGAAAUCGCUUAUGAUUCCCAGUGAUUAGAAGCAAAAAAACCACACAGAAACAGACGCGCAGGUAUGGCACCGGUCCAAAGCCCCAAAGCCAGGGCCAUGCGUUGGGGGAAAGAAGAGGAAGAAGCUGCCGCUGCCAUUGAUAGGGGUUGGGGAGGGGGGGGGGAGGGUACGAAUGGGAGGGUUUGGGAACUGAAUGCCAACCCACAGUCUAAAUAGCAUUUGCAUUGACAAACUGAUGCAAAAUUAUCUUGCACACAUUAGCCUUCUCACUCUCUCUCUCUCUCUCUCUGUUUUUUGUUGUUUGGUAAUGCGCACUGGAACACACAUACACACACACAAACACACAAGGAAUAUACUUUAUUCUGUUGUGAUUGAUCUAAUGCCGCUUAUCGCUUCUGCACGGUACGGGCGUUACGUAGUACUGCGACCGGGGUCAAUAAUUAAGCUUAGCAGCGCGUUACCGCGUUUGCCACCCAUCCGGAAGGAUGAAGAAUGAUUUCACGAAUUUACAAACCACACUUACAGAUAAACAUACGCACACAGCAACUCUAAAGUGCAUAAACAAGUGUGUGUCUGAAUCGUAGCCUAUAGUUUGUGCGCGGAGUUGGUUGGGGAGGCGAGUUAAAUUAUAUUGCUUAAUUAUCGGUAAGUGUUUCCCUCUAAGGGAGUUGGAGGGAUUAAGUGAAGGAGAAAGAGAGAGCGCGCCGGGGGUAGGCUUUGAAGAUGAAGAAGAAGAAGAAGAAGAGAAAGAAGAAGAAGAAGAGGGGAGGGAAUGCUUUUAAAACAAUGUGCAACGCACACAAACAUAAUAAUAAAAAUAAAGCAAGCAAAUGGCAAAUGAUGCGUAAA
Messenger RNA from Anopheles gambiae (African malaria mosquito), 2271 nucleotides. Its product is annotated as elongation of very long chain fatty acids protein 4. Gene Ontology annotation, biological process: fatty acid elongation, polyunsaturated fatty acid; fatty acid elongation, monounsaturated fatty acid; fatty acid elongation, saturated fatty acid. The record is from RefSeq and is a predicted model, not a curated record. Gene Ontology annotation, molecular function: fatty acid elongase activity. Lineage: Eukaryota; Metazoa; Arthropoda; Insecta; Diptera; Culicidae. Gene Ontology annotation, cellular component: endoplasmic reticulum membrane. The coding region runs from base 352 to 1221 and encodes 289 amino acids. The transcript is spliced from 4 exons.